Molecule: messenger RNA, 985 nt
Organism: Morone saxatilis (striped sea-bass)
Lineage: Eukaryota; Metazoa; Chordata; Actinopteri; Moronidae
Gene: bcl2l10
Product: BCL2 like 10
Biological process (GO): extrinsic apoptotic signaling pathway in absence of ligand; regulation of apoptotic process; intrinsic apoptotic signaling pathway in response to DNA damage
Cellular component (GO): mitochondrial outer membrane
Molecular function (GO): protein homodimerization activity; protein heterodimerization activity
Source: RefSeq, a predicted model, not a curated record
GGAGGGGUUCUGUAAGUUCUGCCGCAGUGCCAGAGAAGUGAGUCAGGACUCGUCCAUGAAGACAGCGCUGUUUGCUGCUGCGGGCGUGGGCCUCGCUGGACUCACCUUCCUCCUGGUGCGCUAGCUAGCCUUCAUUAACACACCCUCAUCAAUGUUCUCUAUUCAUUUGGCACAAUUAGGUAGACAUUUCAAUUCUAACAUCAAGGCUGCAGAAACAGGCUUAAUCUUUAGUGAAUUCAGGGUCGUAAUCUCAUGUCAUCAACUGAAUGUUUGCACAUACUCGAACCCCACACACAUUAAUACUGACAUUUGGUCACUUGCUCCUUAAGAUUGUAAAAAUGAGUUCAAUGCCUUCAGACAUUUUGGAGUAGGUGGCAUCAGUUUGCUUAUCUUUAGACAGGAUAAUUACUAAAGCACAGGUUUCUGCACAGAACCGUCUUGAUUUCAUCGUUUUAUAUUUUCAGCUGUGCAGCUUAAAGACUUCAUUUCAAUUUUCACACAGCUUCUGGUUUUGGUUUUUAAAAUUGUCAGCUGCCUUUUUUUAUUCUCGUGUUUACCUGAGUUGUGUAUGUGGUAUGGAGCCAUUCUAGUGUACAAUGUAUAAAUUAAUAUAUUAUAUUUAUAUGAAAUGAAACUGUAAGCAGUGCCCCCAUUUUUCUAACUGAUCCACAGCUAAUUCAGUUGUUUCAUUGUUUUCAAGUCUGUUCAUUCAUGUGAAAUGUCUGAUUUACACAGGUCAUCAGAGCUGAGUAUAGCCCUGAUGACCACACAACGGUGCUAUGAUAUGUUGUUGUUUCUCAUAUCAGUCUAACAAACCAGGGACCAAUCUGACACAAAUAUUGUGCUAUUAGAACAAACCGUUGCUAUGGCAUUAUCCCCACAGAUCUCUGAAACAUUAUAUUUUUACAUUGUUUUGUUCUAUUUAUUUCUCAGUCUUUUUUUUUGUUUUGUUUUGUUUGUUUUUUUCUAAUAAAAAAAAAAAAGC